Molecule: messenger RNA, 258 nt
Organism: Didymodactylos carnosus
Lineage: Eukaryota; Metazoa; Rotifera; Eurotatoria; Philodinida; Philodinidae
Source: the annotation of a GenBank genome assembly
AUGGCAUGGUUGAAGCAUGCCGGCUUAAAUAUUGGAGACAAUCUACAAUUUAAUCCUUAUACUACAAAAUUUAAUAAAUGUACUUUUUGUAAAGCAAAUUAUUCAUCAGCCGGUAGUACUUAUUAUCAAGGUUGUUCCUAUAAACGUGGUAUAUGUUCAAUGUGCGGUGUUAAAAUAUUACGAACAAAAAAUUAUCGACACUCAUCGGUUGAACAAAAAAUUUUCCGUUUUGGACAUACUGUUUUGGUUCUCCUCUAA